AUGAACCAUAUGAAAAGGAUGGAGAGAAAGGCCAGUACACGCACAAGAUCUACCACAUACACAGGUGAGUACAUCUGGAAAAAUACAUCUGGUGGAUCUGGCCUACACAUUUGUCGUCCUUUUUUUAUUUUACAUGCUAUGAGCCUACUUCACUAUUAGCCUACAUCAAAGUGUAAAUAAUGCUGCGAGAUGCGUUCUGCUAGGGAGGUAAAUACUACUCAACAGGUAGGGAUUUAACACUUUUUUUUGGAAGUGUAGCAAUCUGUAUUAACAUUUUCCUAUUAGGUAAGCAAGAAAACAUUAGGCUAACCUAUGCAUUUUUACAAUCAGAGCAACAAAAAUGGAGUGAAACAGUUCAGUUUUGGCAUUGUACAACGAUCAUUUUGGAUAAUCUAAGCUAGCAGCGUCAUUUACAAAAUACAUUUGUUUAGAAGUAGUUGACGUUAUAGACUAGUGAAUAGGGUUAUUAGAUACGUCUUGGAAUUGGAAAUGUAACAUUUCAAGAUGAAUUAGGUUUCAAUACACUUGUUGAAUGGUUGUAAAGCGUACAUGUGAACGUUUUCGAAUAAAUGGUUAAACUUGCCCACUCCCAUCUCUAGCCAACAUUUCACAUAUUGGAAGUGGAAAGUGCACAUGAUGAGAGUAUAGUUAAGGGAUAUAUCAUUUUAAAGUGGUAACCACCUCAAACAAACUCUUAGACAGAGCCCCACCGACACUAUUUAUUGGAAAUGACCAAGCUCUGCGAUCAUGGGGCACCUUCACCACUACGUGAAUUCACUGUAAUUUAUUCAGCUUUUCUUCGCUAUCGUGGUAGGCCAACACAACAAAGCACCACAUGACUCUAAAUGUACUUUGCCAAUUCCAUUUAAAAUAUAUAGAUCACAAUUUCCACUGCAUCAUGCACAUUAUAUACAGGUAACUGCCCAAAUAAGGGAAACGCCAACAUAGAGUCUUUAUAGGGCAUUUUGCCACCACCAGCCACCAAAGCAGAUUCAAUGCCCCUUGGCAUAGAUUCUACAAGUGUCUGGAACUCGAUUGGAGGGAUGCAACACCAUUCCUCCAGGAGAAAUUCCAUCAUUUUGUGUUUUGUUGGUGGUGGAAAACUGUCGCAGGCUAAGUGUUCAAUUGGGUUAGGAUCUGGUGACUGAGACACACACACAGCCUUUAAACCCCCUAUGCUCCUUUGAGACCCCUCUUUCAAAGUCACGGAGAUCUCUUCUAGCCAUGGUUGCCAAAAUAAUGGGCAACUGGGCAUUUUUAUACGUGACCCUAAUCAUGAUGGGAUGUUAAUUGCUUAAUUGACUCAGGAACCACACUGUGUGGAAGCACCUGCUUUCAAUAUACUUUUGUAUCCCUCAUUUACUCAAGUGUUUCCUUUAUUUUGGCAGUUACCUUUAUAUCAAUUGGCUUAACAAUUCUAUCCAACCACGUCAAGUGCCGGGCAUUUGUUUACAUUUUAUUUAAAAAACGGUGGUCUCUACCAAGCGCCGGGUUAAAAAAGUGUAAUUACACAUUCACACAUUUUGCCUGUCUGCCGAUGGAAUUUUACAGCACCUCUACCUCACACUGAAUGAUUGAUCUCUGAAUGUCAAAAUGCAAAUCUGUAAUCAGAGAGAACUGAUCAGUUCCCCCCUUUUGUAACAUUUGCAGUGUAUUGGACACAACCUAUUAUGAGUAGCUGUUUUUGUCAACUUGUAGACCUAGAAAACCACAUCAUAAAAGUGUGAGCUGGACUUUCCACACCUCAAACGGUGAUAAACGCUGGUCCCCAAUACAUGCUUCGCAGUUCAAGUAAAUGUUUAUCCCAAUACAGAACAAACAAUCGUCACUGGAAAAUGGCUUCAGUCAGAUCAGAGGGUAGUUGAGUAUGUAGAACUUUACUUUUACUAUUAGCUACCAUUCUUUUUUUUUUGAUUUCCUGAUUGUUGAUUCCUUCCACCUGUGUUGAAAGUAUAAGAACCCUACUGGGAGGAAAUGUUAUGUUGAAACAAUAACUCAUAACUUUAUGUUGUAUGAAUGAAUCCAUUCCAUCCUCUCUCCCUUACAGCAAGGUACCCAGUUUCAUCCAGAUGUUUGCUCCAGAGGGAGCCCUGGUCUUCCACGAGAAAGCUUGGAAUGCCUACCCCUAUUGUCGCACCAGUGAGUGUUCAGGACUGUGUGUCUGUGAGGGGUUUGAUUGAGUUUCCAGCUCAAGUUAUCGCUUGAAUAAUAUUUAUAGCAUCUAGUUUUCCGUGAUUCUGUGGUCACCAUUUUUUCUUGAAAAAUUGCAGUCAUCUGUAGGGUUGGGCAAUGUCAACCUUUGUCCUGUCGUGAUUAUGUACCCAUAAAACAUUGUGACAUAGGAUGGUAUCGUAACCCAAAGAAUUUGUGAAAAACUAUUAAAAACUGCUGUAAAAAAGUUGGGCUAUAGCGUGAAAUCGUAUGCUACAACUGGACGAAUCAUGACUAAACAUAAUGUUUUUGAAAGCCUGGGCAGAGGCUAAGUGCAGGCAGAUAUGUUCUAAUAUUCCUUAUGGUGGAGGAGCUUCAGCAUGGAACAUGUGUUGGAGUCCUGCACUGGUCAGUGUUUUGGAGCCGCACCUGUUCCAUGCCUGCCGGCCAUAUCAAUUCCGAGCUCCGCCCGAUACCAGACAUCAGGACAGAUGUUUCUUCGCAACCUGACCCAUAGAAUUGUUCCGAGAGCUGAUCUGUUACCCACCAUAUAACAUAAAUUUGUUUAAUUGUUUUUAUGACUCCAGAGUAAUAGGCAUUAUUAUAAUAAUAAUUAUUAGGCUAUUACUAUUCUUCUUUCUUGCAUUAAUUAACUUCUCUGCCUGUCUAUUCAACAUUUGGAUAAAAGGAAACCAUGCCAUGAAUUUAAGAACGAUAUCUUUUCACAGUGUGAUGCAUCACUCAAAUUGCUUUGAGAAAAAUUGCCUUCUAAUUAGCCGCCUUACCUAAUGAAAGCCUAUAACCGACAUAACAAAACAAAAUGCCUACCCUUACAUUCAAUAUUGUUUAGAUAAUCAAAUAGUUUAGGCUUAAUUAAAACUUGAAUAAACUAUUCCCUGACUCAAAUAUAGUCUGCGAAAAUAGGCUACAUUUAUUUAGUAGGCUACUCAAACUUUUAACAACUGAACUGGUUUACACGUUAUAUGGUCUGCAUAUGGUCUAUUGAACGAAAGCCUGAAUUAAUGUAAUAAUUUAACUUAAUUAUCGAAAGCAAACCUACCUGCUUGCACUUUGUGCAGGCGGUGUCCAUCUACCGCGUUGUUGUGCUUCCAAACUGGGGAUUUCACUCGCGCAGCACCUGUUUCCACAAUGGUGUUGUAGCCUAUAUUCCCUUAUCAUAACCUUUCUUUUUAUUUCUCUGAUUAGGCCUAUGUUAGGAAUUUUCACAUGAGCUAGUCUAUCCAGGGAAAGUUAACUUGGCAGCGUGUCGUAUUCUCACGUGGGGAGAGGGACCAUUAGCUCUCCACGUGGACAAAAUAGAAAGUUUUGGCACCACAUAAAUAAGGGACAGUUCCCAGCUCCAUACACACUCAAUGCGUGCGUGGCUGGUAGCCUAAUGUCUGCCUUGCCGCUCACAGAAAGGAAUUCGAAACACAACAAGCUCCUGGGUUUUUAAAAAGUGCAUUAGAAUAAGGCUGUAACGUAACAUAGUGAAGGGUUCUGAAUACUUUCCAAAUGCACUUGUUUUUCAAUCAAUGAAUAGGCUAAAAUGCAUUAUUUCGCAAUUGAAUUUCUUUAAUUUUGGGGGAGAAUUGGCUGGUGCCAAUUUUAUUUAUCGCCUUUGAAAAUGUACCGGCUUACGGAAACCCUUGUAGCUAUAGAUGGUUGGCUACAUAAUUAAACAAUCCAUAGUAAGCUAGUGUUUUGAGGGUGGACUGACUGUAUUAUUUGGCCUUAAAAUACUGGUUUCAUGCGCAACUUUUUAUCCAAGCUGGGAGAGAGCGCUAGUACGGCUCAUGUCAUGCAGGUUCAGGUAGGCUAGAAAGGACAGUUGUAUAUUAAAAACAAUAUAUAUUGGUUAGUAUGCUGUUGUAUCGCAAAUGUAGUUUACAAUCUGCAAUGUUUGAAUUUCCAACUUUAAUUAUUGAUCAAUUAAUGACAUUAUUGCCAGCAGUCUAAAUGGCAGCCUUGCGACACUGUAUAGCUUUGUGAAAUGUUAGGCUAAAUAAACAUGAGAAAGUGACGACCAAAUAGGGUCUAGCAAUAAACAUUUGUCCACUUGCUAAAGCAAAACUAUAGGCUACAUGCCCUGGCACCACAAAAACCCUAUCAUCGAUUCGAUAGGCAGCCGCAUAGACAUGUUGCAAUUUCAGCACCAUGCCCGGAGAUCGGUAGCCUAUACUUUGUGAGUGGCUGUCUAGUUGACACAUUCAAUUUUUUAUAUUUAUGGGGGAGGGGAGAACUCCGACCUUGCGGGGGCUCCAGAGAAACUGGGUUCCGCCACUGCAUUUUAGGACAAAAUGUUAAGGGAUUGGGGACUUGCAGAAAACUGCGGAAUUUGGAAAGUGCAUCACAGUUUUUUACUCUGUGGAAAACCAAACAUUCUAAAUAUUAUAGGAAAUACAUUAUUGAGUCAGAAAAGCACCCCAAAAUGUGUCAAAUCCACAAGAUGGUGAGGCACAUAAUGAAGGGGUAGAUGUUUUUAACAACAUGAUGAUACUUCAAGUAAGCUACAUGUUAAUGUUUAUUUACAAUUAUCUUGUCCUGCAUUUUCACAUCUUGUCAGACAUUGUCUGACAAAGUUGUAUUAUGUCUUGGACAUGUUUCAGGACAUCUGUUAUGUAGAUCCCGUUAUAUACCUCAAUCCCAAAUAAAUGGGAGAGAUGGGCACCAUCCAAUCUAACUUAAUUUGUUAGAAGUACAGCAAUAUAGUCAGAAUAUGUGCACCAACUUUGGUGUAUCUAGCUUUAAAAAAUAACUUGUAAUUGAUUUAUAGCUUGGACGUUUAAGUGUGGCUAAUUAUACUGUAGUGGUAAAGUUUUAUGAGUAACUUCCUUAAUGUUCUAUUAUCACGUACCUUCCUAUUUAUUUUCUCUCUUUUUUCCCCCGUAUCUACCUUGUUCAUCUUGCUCUAAAUCUGGGAUCAUGCAGUUGUGACCGUAAGUGUUAUUCAUUUAUAAUACCUUAUUUCUGUUUACAGUGUGCAUGUACACAUUAUGCAGACAUUUUUACUUACUUUUCUUUUCGCAGAAUGAAUACAUGAAGGAUGACUUUUUCAUUAAGAUUGAGACCUGGCACAAACCAGACAUGGGGACCACAGAAAAUGUGAGAAUUUCUCAACAUAUUUUUUUCAAGUAAUUAUUACCUUAAUGCAGACUUAACACAGUAUUGGGAUUGGGCAAUACCAAAACUAAAGAUAAUUCUGCCAUUCAGAAUUUUCUCUAUAUACAAUGCCUUCACCAAGAUAUUCUACAUGAAUUUAUGCAGAGAUAAUAAGACAAACUCUCUGGCAUUGGCCAUCUAUAGCUGUGGCAUUUAUCAAGGUAUAUGUAAUGUAUUUCUGUCACUUUCGUUCUAAUCUGUAUUACACCAGUGGAAUCGUAUUAACAGUAUAAAUCCCCCUCACUUUCUCUUUGAAGCCCCAUGGUCUUUCCCCAGAGGAAUGGGAGGAGACUGAGGUUGUGCCAAUUGACAUUGCUGACCGAUCACAAGUUGAUGAUGUGGUAAGUACCUAUUAGAGACCCCCUCUUGAGAAAAUGAAAUAUUUAUAUUGAAAAUGUAUUUUUAAAUCCAUAAAAUGUCCUGUUGCUGAUUUGUGACUUAAAACAAAUUGAAUCAUUCCUUAAUUGUUGAAAAAUGACAUAGUGAGGCUAGGACCACAGUCUUACCUCAUCUUACCCCAAAAACGUCAAACCUAUUGUUCUGUUUGUUUUUGUUGUCAUGAUUUUGUAAAUUAACAAUGUAUAGCUGCAGGGAUCUUCAACCUGGGAUCUGCUGUCAAAUUUAUAAAAUAUUUAUAUUUAAUAUAAGUCGAUCUUGUUAUGAAAACCUGUCAACCCAUCCACAUUCAAAGCCCUUGUUCUUGUACCUGUAAAUCAAUCAACAGUAAAGAUGAGACAAACUUAAAAGAUUAGGUAUCAUUUAAAAAUGUAUGUAAUUUCAUUCAGGCUAAAGUGAGAUGAAGAAAAUCACCCAACAUUCAAGAGGUGAUUCCGAACUUAACAGUAAACUGUUGUUUUACAUGCCUAGUUGAUGGAAAUGGAAACAGUGUGAGUUUGGGCAGCAAAAUUAAACUGAAAAAUGUCUAAAUUGAACUCCAGCAGACCUGAAAAGGUGCAAUAUUCAUGUGUCAAGGGCAAUUUUUUCUUACCAUUCGAGUGCAUAGUGGCCAACUUGGCUGUAACCGUUGCUGUUUUUCAGUGUUAUCACGACUAACCUAGAGGGCCGUCUGCUCCUCUGAAAUUCCUGUCCUGGAGCUUUGUUUCAGACCUUGCUGUUGAAAGUCAAGAUAGUUACACCAUGGCAGCCAUUGUGGUCAGGGAGAAAUCCAAACCAGUCUAAUUGGAAUGAAUGGCAGUAGAGGCAUAGGUGAUGCAUUUCCUGAUUUUAAUUGUGGAGGAAAAUAAAAGGAAGGCAUGUGAUGUAUCAGAAAUGGUGUAAUAGAAUUAUAGUCAACCUAAAAUAUUGUCAUAUAAUCAUAAAUACAGGUUUUAAACAAAUGUUCUGUAUAAAUAGCCUCUAAAAUAUAUGUAAACAGACCAUACAGGUCAAAAAAAAAAAUAUUAUUGGAAAGCUGUGAGUUCUAUUAUAUGAUACAAUAGACCAAAUCAGAAUGUUUGUAAACAAAGCCGUUCCGGGUUGCGAACGUAGGAAAGCUGAACUCAAGAACGCAUAGGAAACCAUACGGCAUAUUGAAUUGUUUUAAGAUGUUCAUACCUAGGGCUAUGGCGGUCAUGAAAUUCUGUCAGACAGUGAUUGUCAAGCAAAUAACUCACGGUAAUUGACUUAGUUAACAUAAACACAUUUAGCAUCUACUGGCUUCCACGCAUAGCCUACAAGCCACUGAUGCAGACCUUUUGGAACAUCUACGUUUUAAAAAGUCUAAUAAAUCCAUGUAAUGUAGCCUACACCAUCACAAUAAAUCCAUUAUAUUAGACAGGUCUAAAGAAACAUGAUAUGAAGAAAAUGUAGUCUAUUUCAGAAAAGUCUAUACAAUUGAACAUAGCUGAAUAAAAUGGAAAGGAUGUUUUUAAGCAAUGAGGCUGACGCAACAGAUCAGAACGUUUUGCUUAAACUGUUGAAAAACUAUUAGGCUAUUUCUUCAAAUUAUAAGCGCAGCAAUGCGUGCACGGCAAUAGGCUAUAAGCGCGAAUGUUCCAAAAAGCGGUCAAUUAGUGUAAAAACACCAUUCUCAAAAGUGACUGCAAAUGCGAUUUUGCAUGUAAUGCUUUUAUUAUGAAGGUGCAUUUUUAUGGUGAAAAGUAUCUUCCCCAAACUUGAAACUCACGUGCUGCGUAUGUAUGCAACUUAGGCUGUACACCCGUUGUAAAGCGGAUUAAUGUGCUAAAUUUUAAGAAGUUAUUUGGCCACUUUAGUUGUGACCAAACCUUAUCAAAACAUACAGUGCCUUCGGAAGGUAUUCAGACCCCUUGACCUUUUCCAUGUUUUGUUACGUUACAGCCUUUACUCAGUACUUUGUUGAAGCACCUUUGGCAGCGAUUACAGCCUUGAGUCUUGGGUAUGACGCUACAAGAUUGGCACACCUGUAUUUGGGGAGUUUUUUCCAUUCUUCUCUGCAGAUCCCGAGUGGCGCAGCGGUCUAAGGCACUGCAUCUCAGUGCUUGAGGCGUCACUACAGACCCCCUGGAUUCCAGGCUGUAUCACAACCAGCCGUGAUUGGGAGUCCCAUAGGGUGGCGCACAAUUGGCCCAGCGUCGUCCGGGUUUGGCCGGUGUAGGCCGUCAUUGUAAAUAAGAAUUUGUUCUUAACUGACUUGCCUAUUUAAAUAAAGGUAAAAUAAAAAAAUUAAAAUAAAGAUCCUCUCAAGAUCUGUCAGGUUGGAUGGGGAGCGUCACUGCACAGCUAUUUUCAGGUCUCUCCAGAGAUGUUCGAUCAGGUUCAAUUCCUGGCUCUGGCUGAGCCACUCAAGGACAUUCAGAGACUUGUCCCAAAGCCACUCCUGCGUUGUCUUGGCUGUGCUUAGGGUCGUUGUCCUGUUGGAAGGUGAACCUUCGCCCCAGUCUGAGGUCCUGAGCACUCUGGAGCAGGUUUUCAUCAAGGAUCUCUCUGUACUUUGCUCCGUUCAUUUUUCCCUCGAUCCUGACUAGUCUCCCAGUCGCUGAAAAACAUUGCCACAGCAUGAUGUUGCCACCACCAUGGUUCACCGUAGGGAUGGUACCAGAUUUCCUCCAGACGUGACACUUGGCAUUCAGGCCAAAGAGUUAAAUCUUGGUUUCACCAGACCAGGGAAUCUUCUUUCUCAUGGUCGGAGAGUCCUUAAGGUACCUUUUGGCAAACUCCAAGCGGUCUGUCAUGCCUUUUUACUGAGGAGUGGCUUCCAUCUGGCCACUCUACCAUAAAGGCCUGGAGUGCUGCAGAGAUGGUUGUCCUUCUGGAAGGUUCUCCCAUCUCCACAGAGGAACUCUAGAGCUCUGUCAGUGACCAUCGGGUUCUUGGUCACCUCCCUGACCAAGGCCCGUCUCCCCCGAUUGCUCAGUUUAGCCGGGCGGCCAGCUCUAGGAAGAGUCUUGGUGGUUCCAAACUUCUUCCAUUUAAGAAUGAUGGAGGCCACUGUGUUCUUGGGAACCUUUAAUGCUGCAGAACUUUUUUGGUACCCUUCCCCAGAUCUGUGCCUCGACACAAUCAUGUUUUGGAGCUCUACGGACAAUUCCUUCGACCUCAUGGCUUGGUUUUUGCUCUGACAUGCACUGUCAACUGUGGGACCUUAUAUAGACAGCUGUGUGCCUUUCCAAAUCAUGUCCAAGUAAUUGAAUUUACCACAGGUGGACUCCAAUCAAGUUGUAGAAAGAUCUCAAGGAUGAUCAAUGGAAACCGGAUGCACCUGAGCUCAAUUUCGAGUCUCAUAGCAAAGGGUCUGAAUACUAACGUAUUUCUGUUUUUUAUUUUUAAUACAUUUGCAAACACCUGUUUUCGCUUGUUUAUUUUGGGGUAUUGUGUGUAGAUUGAUGAGAAACAUUUUUAAUUAAAUCAAUUUUACAAUAAGGCUUUAACGUAACAAAAUGUGGAAAAAGGGAAAGAGUGAAUACUUUCCGAAUGCACUCUUUAGGCCUAUGGCAGGGUUCUUCAAUUCCGGUCCUGGAGGGCCGAAACACUUCUGUUUUUUAUUUCUACCUGGUAGUUAAUUGCACUCACCUCAUGUCCCAGGUCUGAAUUAGCCCCUGAUUAGAAGGAGAGGAUGAAAAACAGAGGUGUUUCGGCCCUCCAGGACCGGAAUUGAAGAACCCUGGCCUAUGGGCUAGGCUACAUGAGGUGUGUGACUAUGAUUUGAUAAAGUUGCAAAAAAUAGGCAUGCACUUUUUCUUCCCUUACUGUACACAAGCUGGGAAUCAUUCACAAGUGAUAAUAUAUCAUUCACAAGUGAUAGGGUAAUAUUGUCACCCAUCAGACUGUUCUUGAUUUAAUCUUGUCUUUACAUAUACUAUAUAAUAUGUGAAAUUUGUUUUGAUUUAGAAUGGACCGUUAUCAUGCACCUGUCUCAACAGGGGCAGGGUGAAAAAAUACUUGUCAUCUAUGCACUUAAAUAGCGAAUGGAGGACGCUUUUCCCGUGGUUCAUUUUCAUGCCAGUCAGGUAGGCUAUACUCCUGUUGUAAAGAGAAGCAAUGUGCGUAAUAUUAGGAAAGUUGAGAAAUAAAUAUAGUAGGCCUAGCCUAUAGAAAGGUGAUGGCAUUCUCACGCAAUUGCAUAGCCUAUAAAAAUGUUUUGCAACAUGAGCUCAUGGGCUCUCAUUAAGUGUUUGAUUAGAUUUUCGAACAAAUGUUCUAUUGAUUUCAUAGUGAUUAGAGGGACAAUAGUGCUGAGUACCAGGCAGUUAGCAAGUUUGGUAGGCUACUAAUGACUAUCAGCAGCAUCAGAGCUUGGAAAAGCCUAAUUUCCAUGACUAAAUGGUCAUGUGGAAUUUGACUGCCAUCAUGACUCGUGAACGCCAGUGUGGCGGUAAUACUGUCACCGUAACAGCCCUAUUCAUACCAUGAAUCAUUUAGCUAUUUGGUCUUAAAUUUUAGGACGCUUUUAGGUGUCAAAAAAUAUGAACAAAUUAUUUGGGGAAAAAUGAAUUUGGCUCUAUAGUCCAUAGAAACUUUGAAUAACACAUUCAUAAAUGGCAAAAAAUACAGUGAAAAAAAUAAUCAUAAGGUUUUGAAGAGUCUGUCCUAUAUCUAGGAUAUAUAUAAGAAAGCUCAGGAAAUAUUAUAUAUUGUUUCGACACAUAUUUAACUCCUUAUUGUUGUUUGCACUAAACUACCUCCAUACUUCCAUUUAUUUGUAUGGGUCACCUUCAGACGAGUUCCAUGGGGCUUGUGGGGGCCAUAGAGCAAAACGGAGAACACACGCUUCUGUCUAUUUGAGCUGGUCAGUAUGUGUAGGUAAUCCUGUCUAACGCGGCUUUAAAAAAAAUCUAUUGCGUAGUAGAACUGCAUAAGUGUUGCUCUCCACUUUCUGGAGGACCGAGUUUUGAAAUCAGUGGAAUUAGAGUAUGAUAGCUCAGGAGAUGGAGAACACCUGUCUCCGGAUUACAUCUUCAAACUACAGUGGGGGAAAAAAAGUAUUUAGUCAGCCACCAAUUGUGCAAGCUCUCCCACUUAAAAAGAUGAGAGAGGCCUGUAAUUUUCAUCAUAGGUACACGUCAACUAUGACAGACAAAAUGAGAAUUUUUUUUCAAGAAAAUGACAUUGUAGGAUUUUUAAUGAAUUUAUUUGCAAAUUAUGGUGGAAAAUAAGUAUUUGGUCAAUAACAAAAGUUUCUCAAUACUUUGUUAUAUACCCUUUCUUGGCAAUGACACAGGUCAAAUGUUUUCUGUAAGGCUUCACAAGGUUUUCACACACUGUUGCUGGUAUUUUGGCCCAUUCCUCCAUGCAGAUCUCCUCUAGAGUAGUGAUGUUUUGGGGCUGUCGCUGGGCAACAGACUUUCAACUCCCUCCAAAGAUUUUCUAUGGGGUUGAGAUCUGGAGACUGGCUAGGCCACUCCAGGACCUUGAAAUGCUUCUUACGAAGCCACUCCUUCGUUGCCCAGGCGGUGUGUUUGGGAUCAUUGUCAUGCUGAAAGACCCAGCCACGUUUCAUCUUCAAUGCCCUUGCUGAUGGAAGGAGGUUUUCACUCAAAAUCUCACGAUACAUGGCCCCAUUCAUUCUUUCCUUUACACGGAUCAGUCGUCCUGGUCCCUUUGCAGAAAAACAGCCCCAAAGCAUGAUGUUUCCACCCCCAUGCUUCACAGUAGGUAUGGUGUUCUUUGGAUGCAACUCAGCAUUCUUUGUCCUCCAAACACGACGAGUUGAGUUUUUACCAAAAAGUUAUAUAUAUAUAUUUUUUUGCAGAUUCAGUCUUCCCAGCCUGGUGCAGGUCUACAAUUUUGUUUCUGGUGUCCUUUGACAGCUCUUUGGUCUUGGCCAUAGUGGAGUUUGGAGUGUGACUGUUUGAGGUUGUGGACAGGUGUCUUUUAUACUGAUAACAAGUUCAAACAGGUGCCAUUAAUACAGGUAAUGAGUGGAGGACAGAGGAGCAUCUUAAAGAAGAAGUUACAGGUCUGUGAGAGCCAGAAAUCUUGCUUGUUUGUAGGUGACCAAAUACUUAUUUUCCACCAUAAUUUGCAAAUACAUUCAUUAAAACUCCUACAAUGUGAUUUUCUGGAUUUUUUUCCUUCAAUUUGUCUGUCAUAGUUGACGUGUACCUAUGAUGAAAAUUACAGGCCUCUCUCAUCUUUUUAAGUGGGAGAACUUGCACAAUUGGUGGCUGACUAAAUACUUUUUUCCCCACUGUAAGUGCAACCAUGGCAUCCGUGACAGAGAGGGAGAAGCGUCCAGCCAUGUAUACGGGUAAGAUAGUCUAGCUAGCUACAUUUUCAGAUAUUACACAUUUCUAAUUUAGUCAAAGUCGUUUUCAUUUCAAGUUAAAGUGUACUGUUAGCUAGCUAGCUAACAUUACGCGUAUGAUCUGUGGAGUAAUAAUAUUUGUAUCUCAGAGCCAUUUGCUUUGCUAGUUAUAGCCUAAUGUUAGCUAGCUAACAUUGAACCUGCUUGGUUAGCUACCUGCAGAUUCAUGCAGGGUAGUAGCGUCAUGAGUUGGGAUUAUGGUUCAGUGUUUAGCUAGCUAGCUAGCUACAUAUCUUAACAAAAGACUCCACUAUGCAAGUAUCCAUUUCAAUAGAAUGUUCAUGAUGUCACUGCGACACGACAGCUGUUGAUAGCCAGAGCGAAUUUACCAGCUUUGUCUAUCUACUCCUAUUUAGAGCACUCUCGUCUGAGUGUGCCAGAGCGCAGAAUAACCGACAAAUUUACAAACGCUCAACACCCAUUGAAUAUGGCCGGUGUCAGUAAACGUUGGCAAAAAAGUGUAAUUAAAUUGUUGCCAGCAGCACAGUUGCAGUCACCAACGCUCUGGAUAACAUAAAAACAGCCUAACCAGCUCUGCUAGGGCGAGUAAAAUGGUCAGAGUUCUCUCAUUUGUGUCUGGAAGUAGCUAGCCAACAUUAGCCAGUUAGCUUGGGUGCUUGACUGCUGCUGUUAGGACAGAACGCUCAGAUCAACCCUUAAAGAGAUGGGUGGGGCUAAAGCUUAAGAGGGUGUGAACGAUGCUGAAUGGGUGUAGACAAAGAGGAGCUCUCCGGUAGGUACCAAAACAUUCAAAGUUUAUAAACUUUCAAAGCAGAAUUACUUUCCCAUUGUUCCUCAACUGUAGUGUAUGAUAUACCAUUUUCUAGCUCUGAGUCUGUACUUUUAUCCCAAAAUAAUAAUAGUUAAAUUUUUGCUACAUAAGACCGAAUCAAGACGGUCGGUCACAAAUAUCUUAUCACAGCACUGGCAAACCAUGGUUGACUAACUCCCUGACCAAAAUUGUUGACUUUUUAUAACAUUUAAGAAGGUUCAUGUCCAUUCUAGUAGUCUUAAUUCCUAAUUCAAUGAAUACUGUAGUCUGUAUGUAAAAUGUAUACAUAUUAAAUACAUUUUCUCUGUUCUCAUAUGUAGGACUAUAAGCCAGAGGAAGACCCAGCCAUCUUCCAGUCCGAGAAAACUGGAAGAGGACCCCUGGGACCAGGAUGGAAGGCAUGUCUGAAAUCACACUUGUUCUGUUAAAAUCUAUGGUCCAAUAUGGUAAAUUAUAUGUAUCAUAAAGGCAGCGUGACAUUUUCAAAGGAAAAUAAGCAUAUUUGUUUCCCCAAUCUAGCUUUGAAUAGAAAAGUGAUUCACAUGUUAAACCUGGGUAUCCUUUGCCCCUCUCAUUCCUCCCCAUGUUUGUGUCUAUUCACUCUCUCUUUUACUGUGUAGAAGGAGCUCCACAACAGUAACUGUCCCUAUAUGACUGCCUAUAAGCUUGUAACGGUGCAUUUCCGCUGGUGGGGGCUGCAGGGACGAGUGGAGAACUUUAUUCACAAG
This is a messenger RNA of Coregonus sp. 'balchen', 13537 nucleotides long. NCBI's taxonomy places the organism in Eukaryota, Metazoa, Chordata, Actinopteri, Salmoniformes, Salmonidae. The record is from the annotation of a GenBank genome assembly.